Mycena indigotica is the source of this 1314-nucleotide messenger RNA. RefSeq lists its product as uncharacterized. The coding region runs from base 1 to 1314 and encodes 437 amino acids. The record is from RefSeq and is a predicted model, not a curated record. Lineage: Eukaryota; Fungi; Basidiomycota; Agaricomycetes; Agaricales; Mycenaceae. The transcript has 6 exons.
AUGAACCUCCAAGCUCCAGAGGCGCUUCCGCCUUCGUAUCGUCCUCGUCGUUUGGUUUUGCAGCCUCUUCCCGUCUACGUAGCAGCUGGAACUGUCCCCAUAUCGAACUCAGAACCGGACCCAUGGCCAAUCACGCAUCCGACCAAAGAGUUUGCUUACGAAAUGAAAACGUACUGGGGGAAACCUUGGGCCAAAGUGACUGUCUUCGGAGAUGCUCGACUGAGUCGGGAAGUUCCGGUAUUCUUGGAAAAUGGCUUCAUCACUGGGUCGGUGCAGCUCAACCUGAAGAACAAGGAGGCCAUCAAAGGAGUUUAUCUCGUGGUGAAUGGAGACGUCGUUACAUCAGAGGAUUUGCUCCCCAAACGCGUCAACUUUCUUAAACUUCGGCACUAUGUUUGGAGAAGGAGCCGAGAACAACUUGAAGUUGACAACACAAUAGUCGGAGAGCAUACUUGGCAAUUCUCCGUGCGCAUUCCGCAAUCGACAGAUGACUCUGUGGUGGGAGCAGAUCAAUACCGCUUACCCCAUCCCGUCGUUGAACGGUACUCUAAGAUUGGGGUGGACUACUACCUCGAGUUUCACGUCCAUCGAGGAGGCAAGCUUCGGGCAGAUGACAGUCUCGGAAUUCAAUUCGGAUAUUUCACAAUGCAGCAGCCUAAAGGGCUAUCAUUGCCUCGUCUACUAGCCGGCCAGACCAAUAGGACGAUACCAGGCCCGUUUGAAGAUCCCGAAGGCUGGAAAGCAUUGGAACCCGUAAUAAUCACAGGAAAGACGUUCGGCAUGAGAGAGGUUAAAGUAAAAUGCACGAUCUUCCUGGCAAAACCGCUUUGUUACACACGAGGAACUGCCAUACCAUGCUGCGCGACAUUUGAAUGCGCAGAUGAACAGACGCUCGACCUUUUCGCCGCUAUGAAUUCAUCAUUAUUGUAUCUUGAGCGCCAGGUUACUUGUUUCGUAGAUGGCACCUCGAAGCAGGUAAGCCCGUGUGGUAAGACGAGCUGGCGGCCAUAUCCUUACAUGUCCCAAAACACGCUCACCGGAAGGCAUUUAAUGGGCGAGCUCCAUCUCCACAAAGGACUGUACCCAUCAACAAGAGUAAAACAAUUUCGGGUGGACUAUGAGGUCGUACUUUUCCCUCCAGAUGCAGUGGUGACAUUCGUCCCAAACACAUUCGCACCACUGUUGACAGCAAGGGUGGAGAUCGUGACACGGUAUGCGGCAGGCGUGCGACAGUCCAAGCAGCCCUCGAUUCCAGAGUACAGCUCGGAGUUGAGAAGCCCUCCAAUAGAUAGGUACUAUCGUUCUUUGUCUUAA